CUCUCGGCUACCCUGCGCGUACGCGCGUGAAUUACUGCAUUUUAUUAUUACAAGCGAUAAAAGUUUUAUUUUAACUAAUUCAAAAAAUGCUCAUGCUCAUUAAAUCAUAGUGAUAGUGUGAUACAAUUUAAAAGGACUGAUCUAGAAGGAUCUAGAAGAAUAGACGAUGCUGGGAGAAGUGGUGGUGAGGUUCCUUGCUGUGGUGGUCGCCGGCUCCAUGGCAGCAGCAGGAGUUACCACCGAGGAGUACGCGCAGUUCCCGCGGCUGUUCCACCUGGACGAGUUUGAGUCGUGCCUGGCGCGGCGCGGGGGGCUGUACUGCCUCGGCACCUUCAGCGUCAAGCCGGUCUCCGAGCCUCACCCCACCUACCUGCUCAUGACGGAGUACUCUAUUGACCGGCACAACUUCAACCGCACAUUACUGCACCGCGGCUACUGCGUGAGCUCUCGCUGCCCCAACAUCACCAGCGGCAGUCCCUCGCGUCGCUUCCAGCGCUGCAUGUCGGAACAACUGCAGCGCCUCUGCCUGAAAGCCGAGCUGAUCGAGCUCAGCUACUGCCGGUCGCACACCAAGCAUGAAGCGCUGAGAAGCACCGGCAGCGCUGUAGAGACGCCGCACCGAGUAUUCUUGUAUGCGGUGGCAGUUAUUGUGCUCCUCAAUGUAGUGGGGACUGUGUAUGAUGUGAACACGAAGAGCAUUAAAAAGCUUCGAGUGCUGACGGCGUGGUCGCUGGCGUCCAACUGGCAGCACCUGAAGACGCCGUACCCUGCCGGUGACCCCAGGCUGGACACGCUGCUCACUCUCGAGGCUUUCAGAGUGGUAAUGGUGGCGCUGGUGGUGUUCGUGCACGCGGGCUGUCUGCACCACAUACUCUAUAUACAGAACCCGCAACAUAUUGAAGAGUUGGCGCGAUGGCCAGCGAUGAUGCUGCUGCAGAACGGCACAGCCAGCGUGCAGAUACUGCUGAUGCUGUCCAGCUUCUUCCUGGCAGACUCGCUGCUGCAGGCGCCGCAGCCACCCAGCUUUACGCUGCUGCCCAAACUGAUGCUCAAGAGAAUCUUCAGGAUAGCGCCGUUAUACAUACUGGUGAUGGGUUUCUCGGCGACGUGGUGGCCGCUGACGCGCGACGGCCCCAUGUGGCCCAUGCUGGUGGGCCGCGAGAGCAACAUCUGUCGCCGCAAGUUCUGGCCCAACGUGCUCUUCCUGCAGAACUUCAUCGAGCCUGAGCUCAUGUGCCAGUGGCAGACCUGGUUCCUGGCAGUGGACAUGCAGCUGCACCUGGUGGGGUGCGUGGUGAUGCUGUGGCUGCCCCGCCGGCGUGGGCGCGCGCUGUGGCUGCUGGGUGCCGGCUUCCUGGGCGCUGUGCUGCUCAACGCCUACCGAGGCUACGUCAACGACUGGAAGUCCUUCAUGUUCGUCUCCAUGCCCAAUAACAUCCACAACAAGUUCGAGACGACUCCGUCGUUCAGCCAGUACUACACGCACCCGUGCGGGAGCCUGCCCGCCGCGCUGCUGGGGCUGUUCAUGGCACAUCUGCUGCACCAUCUCAGGGACAUAGGCUUUAAGCCACAGGACCAUAAGCGGCUGAUAAUGGCGUGCCAGCUGGUGCUGGCGCUGAUGCCGUGCUGGACGGCGAGCGGGUGGCUGGUGCGCGGCGGCGGCUCGCGGCUCUGGCACGCGCUGCUGCUCGCGCUGGAGCGCCCGGGACUGCUGCUGCUGGCGGCGCUGUUGCUCUUCGGCAUCUGCAACGGCAGCACCGCGCCGCCACUGCGACACGCUGAUGAAAAAUCUGCAGCUAUUACCAAAAAUAAAGGCUACCUGCGGCACGUGUUCAGUUGGAGCGGCUGGUUCGCGCUGGGGCGGCUGUCGCUGCCGGUGCUGCUGCUGCACUGGUGCAUCAACUGCAUGCUCACAGGAUCCUCACUCACGCCAAUCACCACCUCCACGCUACAUACGGUGGCAGACACCACAGCGACGAUGUUCCUGUCGUACCUGCUGGCGGUGCCGCUCACGCUGACGGUGGAGCUACCCUUCCAGAAGCUAUACUCCGUCCUCAUCACAUGA
Messenger RNA from Helicoverpa zea (corn earworm), 2065 nucleotides. Its product is annotated as nose resistant to fluoxetine protein 6-like. Gene Ontology annotation, molecular function: acyltransferase activity, transferring groups other than amino-acyl groups. The transcript is spliced from 13 exons. Bases 167 to 2065 code for a protein of 632 amino acids. The record is from RefSeq and is a predicted model, not a curated record. NCBI's taxonomy places the organism in Eukaryota, Metazoa, Arthropoda, Insecta, Lepidoptera, Noctuidae.